UCGGAGUAAACUUAAACUUAAAGCAAAGUACUGCGGCUCAUUAAUUUGUCGUUCGUUUAAAAAGUUUUUCUUAUUCAAUUUCCAUUACAAUUUAAGUAAAUAACUGUAAUUAACUCUCGAGAGUGACUUUUACUUUUUUUUAAUACCGCGCGCAUCUCAGAUUUUUUUUUCGCAUUAUCCAGUCAGUCACUCCAGAGUCUAAACAUGCAAUUUUCAAGCUUUAGUAGUUUAGUGAUUUUUUUAUUGUUAGCCGUGGCGGAACAAUGUAACGCUGCUUCGAAAUUUGACGUGAAACCGGAAUUUAUCAAAACGUGCCGAUUUAGUGAUCCGGAGUUUAUCAAAUGUUCCACGACGGCAGUUCAGGGACUCUUUGAUGAGUUAGUGACAGGAAUUGAAGGUCUUGAUGAAAUUGGAACGAUAGAUCCACUGAAACUCGGGAAAAUUAGGAUUUUACAAGGAGAUGGACCUGUCAGUGUCAAUGCUUCAUUGUCAAAAGUUACCGUUACAGGAUUUGGCGCCGUUAAAAUCGUUGAGAAUAUAGUAAACAGCAAAGACUUCAGUUGGGACACAAGAAUCCUCCUGCCAAAGAUGAGACUCGAAGGAAAUUACCACAUGCAAGGCAGAAUCCUCGUAAUUCCCCUAAAUGGCCACGGAAAAUGCUGGUUUGAGCCUUCCAACAUGGACAUCCGAAUGCACACAAAAACCAAAUUAUAUCAGAGAGACAACCACAUUUUCUACAACGUAACGAGCGUCAAAGUGCAAUAUACCAUUUCAGGGUUAAGAUUACGCUUGGAUAACUUGUUUGAAGGUGUCAAGUUAUUGGAGGACAGCACAAAUCAAUAUUUGAAUGAAAAUUGGCGACCUGCAUCGGAAGCCUUGCGACCAAUUAUUUCAAAAACUAUCGAAGAUAUUUUGUUGUCCAUCAUGCAAAAAAUUUUCCACAAUUUGCCUGCGGAAUAUUUCGUCGCUGACUUGCCAUGGCCCAAUGGAAACCCAAAUACGACGAAUUAACGAGAAACGGACCAGAAAUAAAUUUAAAAAAAAAAUGUUUGAAUCAAUCAUCACGUUUUUCUUU
Molecule: messenger RNA, 1075 nt
Organism: Culicoides brevitarsis
Lineage: Eukaryota; Metazoa; Arthropoda; Insecta; Diptera; Ceratopogonidae
Product: protein takeout-like
Exons: 6
Coding region: 205-1011 (268 amino acids)
Source: RefSeq, a predicted model, not a curated record